AUGCCUGGUAGCACCAAACCAACCAGUUCUGCUUCUCCUACAAAGAGAAUGCCAUCAUCGAGCUCUGCAUCCAAACCUCCUUCCGCAAAGGGAGAGAAAAUGACAGCUAAACAAAGAAAAUUAUUAGAGCAAAAAAAGAAGGAAGAAGAAGAAAGAGCAAAGAAAGAGGAAGAGGAGAAGCGAAGAAAGGAAGAGGAGGAAGAACGAAAAAGACAAGAGGAGGAAGAGCGAAAGUUAAUGGAGGAAAGAAGAAGAAGAGCAGAGGAAGAGCGUAAAAGAUUGAACGAGGAGAAGGGAGCAUUCGAUUCCGAGGUGUUGCCAUUUCACCAGGAUAAGUUAAAAUCUCUUCUUUCCGUUGCCAAGGAAGAGGAUGAAUGGAAGAAAUUUGUCGAGUGUGAUAAUCUUCCUAAACUUCAUGAUGACGUAGAUAUGAACAAUUUUGUGUCGUCAUGGAGGGAUAUUAAUGAAAUGUCACGCAGCAAAGAGCUAAGAAAUCUAACUGAAGAUUUUGGUCUAAUUAAGGACGGAGAAAAAGUAUACCGUGAAUUGGAAUAUCUUUUUGUGGAGUCCUUAGCUCGGUCAAACAAGAGUCUUCAGAACCAUUGCCAAAAAUAUUUAACUGAAAUCUCUGAAUGUAUCUUGGCAACUUUAGAUGACGCUACUGCACACAUUAUGCAAUAUUUUGAUAAAUUUUUAAGCUCAGAUCAUGACCAAUUUCAAAAAGUAGAGAGAGGAAUACAAUAUGGCAUCUGGACGAAUAUUUCAAAGAAUUUAAUCCGUUAUGUAGAUUUUGACAAGAUGAGAGUUAACGUGGAGCUGGCUAUUAAGGGAAUGGGAUAUCAAGAGAUUGCUCUCAGAGUAGUGCAUUUGUCUGAAGAUAUUUUUUCAUCCACAUCGCCGAAUAUUCAAGAAGUGACUGUGUUAGGGGGAAUAUAUCUGAUUGAUUUCUUGCAUAUUCCUCCACUUGUUCAUACGUGUGAGGAUUGGAAAAUUCGGCAAAUCACAGAACUUUCACAUCAUAUCAAACGAAAGCCGUAUAAUGUCACGAACAAUGAGAAUCAAGAGGUCGAAGGUCCCCCACCUGCUAAAGUCACAAUACCAGCACCUCACGGUUGUUUAAUCAGAUCCGAAAAACCUCAAGUUGCAUGGUGGAAUGAGAAAGAGAAAAUAUGGUCUCGAGAUGGCAUCACAAAUUCCACAUACGAGCCAGAAACUGGCUUGAUUUCCUUCAUGACUACCCAUUUGACUUGUCCCUUAGCAGUUGUAUAUGAGAACAAUCUUGAUAAGAGCUUUCAUAAAUGGGCUCUAUUUCCUGUACCACAUAUCGGGAAGGAUAUUUGCGUUUUUCAAGCAACUCCAAAAAUACUCGAGGGCUCAUCCUCUUUGGAUGACAUUGCAAUAUUAGUCCACAAAGAUAAAUGCAGAUUAAUCUCUCCCUCCAAACCAGAGUUAGAAAAACUCGCCGUCACAUGGUCCAAUCCUGCUAAAUUGUUGUCUGAUUUGGCCAAAGCAGGAAUUAACUUGAUAUUUAGAUAUGAAGAAGAUCCAUCAAGCACCAGUAGUACUAUCAAAAGUAUGGAAAUGGAGAAAAAUGCAUACGACGGAAUAUCUCUCGUGUGCUUGAUAACUUCAGUGGCCAACUCGGUAUGGAAUUAUCAUCCGUCUGUAAAACGAGAAAUUGGAGUCAUGAAAGUUCACAAGUCUUUGAUAGAUCAAUCAACCCUAAAGCCGUGUGAGGAUAUUGACGAGCUAGAUUUAGUAGAAAUAAGGUAUGAAAAUAAGUUCAAUGCCGACUUGGACGCAAAUUGGGACCUCCUCAAAUACCAAAAAGAAAAGUGUGGAUUUAUUUCUAACGAACAACCUGUAUCGACUGAAGAAGAAAAUAGCAUUGUCGAUCUUGCCACUGUUUCGGGACUCUCCACACAUCACAACUUGUUUUUGGCAUUAGAGGAAAGAAACCAAGGCACUCAAUUACGGCAGUUGCUUGAAGAGAGCAACGUUCUCACGAUCAACAGCGUAAAAACCAUUCUGAAUUUGUCACGCCCACUUGUAUAA
Molecule: messenger RNA, 2055 nt
Organism: Naegleria lovaniensis
Lineage: Eukaryota; Heterolobosea; Eutetramitea; Acrasida; Naegleriidae
Exons: 3
Coding region: 1-2055 (684 amino acids)
Cellular component (GO): axoneme
Molecular function (GO): beta-tubulin binding; microtubule binding
Source: RefSeq, a predicted model, not a curated record